AUGACUCAUACCACCACCAAAGAUGGGUCCGCCGACCACAUCGAGCACCUCGAAAAGGGUCUCGCCACACCAUCAACCUCAUCCAACACCAUUGACCUAAAGCUCGCAGCCAAGCUGCGCCAUCGAGUCGACUGGCGUCUAAUCCCAGCCCUAGGCGCCAUGUAUGGUAUCAGUCUCAUGGAUCGCAAGAACGUAAGCAACGCUGCGAUAGCUGGCAUGCUUUCCGAUCUGCGCAUGAGCCGUGGAUACGGAUACAACCUUGUCAACCUGUGCUUCUUCAUCACAUACGUCCUAUGCCAGCCGUUCAUGAUCAUCGUAUGCCGCAAAGUCGGGCCGCGGCUGUUCUUGCCUGGUAUCUGCGUUGCGUGGGGCGCGGUCAUUGUUGGGUUUGGAUUCACGAACAACUGGCAGAGUCUAAUUCCAUUGAGGUUGGUGCUGGGGUUGCUUGAGAGUGGAUAUUUUCCUGGUUGUCUCUAUCUUUUAUCAUGCUGGUACACGAAGUCGGCAUUCUUGCAUAUGGGCUACAGCAGAUGGAAGGUGUCCAGGGAAUCCGUGGAUGGCGGUGGUCAGAUCUUCAUCAUGGAAGGUGUGAUUACAAUCGGCGUCGCGCUAUUCGCCAUCACAUUCAUUGUGAAAUUUCCAGACGAAGAAAAGGCCAAACCGUCCUGGGGCUUUCUCAAACCCCACGAGCUUGACGUAGUGAUCGAUCGGCUCAAUGCCGAUAGAAACGAUGCGACGGCAGAGAAAUUCUCCUGGAAAAAGUUCCUGGAGCCAGCAAAGGACUGGUACAUCUACGCGUUCGCACUCAUCCUGCUCUUCGUCACAACCAUCGCGUACGGUUUCGCCUUCUUCUUGCCCAUCAUUUUGUCCACCAAGCUCAAGUUCAGCAUAGCGAUGAGUCAAUGUCUCGGUGCACCUCCGUACGCUGCGAGUGGCUUCUUGAUGUACGGUGCAGCGUGGUUCAGCGACAAGUACAAGACGCGUGGUCCCGUGCUGGUGGUCUUGUGCUUGGUUUCGCUCAUCGGAUUGCCUAUCAUGGGCUUCGCGUCAAACCCUUGGGCGCAAUACGUUGGUGUAUUCAUUACUGUAUCGGGCACCAACUCUGCAAUUCCAAGCGUCAUGGCUUACCAGGCGAACAACAUCCGUGGGCAGUGGCGACGCGCAUUCUGCUCGGCUUCGUUGACAGGUAUUGGGGGAAUUGGCGGCAUCGCAGGUGCUCUCAUUUUCAGGACGGAAGAUGCGCCGUCCUACGUACCGGGGUUUGCUGCGUGUAUGGCGUGCAAUGUUUUGGUCAUUCUGCUGGUUGGAGUCUUGACUUUGUGGUUCAGGAGCGAGAACGCAAAGGCUGAUCGAGGGGAGAAAGUGUUGUUGGAGGACCCUAAUUUCCGCUUCACUAUCUAG
This is a messenger RNA of Alternaria alternata, 1401 nucleotides long. Its product is annotated as MFS general substrate transporter. Lineage: Eukaryota; Fungi; Ascomycota; Dothideomycetes; Pleosporales; Pleosporaceae. The record is from RefSeq and is a predicted model, not a curated record. Gene Ontology annotation, molecular function: transmembrane transporter activity. Gene Ontology annotation, cellular component: membrane. The coding region runs from base 1 to 1401 and encodes 466 amino acids. Gene Ontology annotation, biological process: transmembrane transport. The transcript is spliced from 3 exons.